UCAAAGUUAUCUGCUAAUGAGUAGAAUUUUACUUUUGACAUGCUGUCGAAGCUUGGCUGUAAAUCAGAUACGAAAUAUUGGAUGCAUUGAUUUCAAUAUAGGCGAAUCAAUUGAGGAUUAAGAGUUCGGAAUUAUUUCAGUACCAUCAUUUGUAGCUCUGUUUCGAAAUGCCGUUUGGAUAUCUCUUCCGGAGAACAUGGUCAUCCACAGACCGACUUGAUGGCAAAACAGUGCUCAUAACUGGAGCCAACACUGGUAUUGGCAAAGAGACAGCGCUGGACCUGGCAAAGAGAGGGGCCAGGAUAAUCAUGGCCUGCAGAGACAUGGAGAAAGCUGAGGGGGCCCUGAAAGAAGUCCUAGAAGGCUCUGGUAGCCAAAAUGUUGUCAUCAAGAAGCUUGAUUUGUCAGACACCAAGUCCAUCCGCGAGUUUGCAGAGACCAUUAACAAGGAGGAGACGAAACUCAACAUCCUCAUCAACAAUGCUGGCGUCAUGGUCUGUCCGCAUGGGAAAACAGCUGAUGGAUUUGAAAUGCAGAUUGGCGUCAACCACAUGGGUCACUUCCUGUUGACCCACUUAUUGGUUGACCUGAUCAAAAGGUCGACCCCGGCCAGGAUCAUCAAUGUGUCCUCCAUGGCUCAUUCCUGGGGCACCAUCAACCUGGAUGACAUCAACAGUGAGAAGGGCUAUGACAAGAAGAAAGCGUACAGCCAGAGCAAGCUAGCUAACGUCCUCUUCACCCGCUCCCUUGCCAAGAAGCUACAAGGCACUGGUGUGACAGCAUACUCCCUCCACCCUGGCGUGGUUCAGACUGAUCUGUGGCGGCACCUGAGCGCACCUCAGGCAGCUAUCAUGAGGAUGAUCAGUCCCUUCACCAAGACAUCCGUGCAAGGAGCUCAGACCACUAUCUACUGUGCUGUGGCACCUGAACUGGAAACCGAGAGUGGUGGAUAUUACAGAUAUGCCACAGGUGGAUGGGUUAUCAGGAAGCUGACUAAACCGCAUGAUCAUUACACAGCUGCACGUGCAAUUGGCAUGUGACUGCGCACCAGCCAACUGCUCAAGCUCUGCUUCAGACGAUGACACGGCCCAGAAACUGUGGGAGCUAAGCUGCCGGAUGCUUUCUCUGUCAUGGGAUUAAAUAACUCCCGAAAGGCGUAUGGUUUACAUUUUGAGAUGUUUGAGCACUGAAGAAUACAACACAUGUACAGCAUCUUAAAUGAAAGUCCUUUGUCCCAUGGAUACAUUCCAACAUAUAUUAUGAUGUGGUAUUUUAAUUGAAAUGAUGUAGUUGACAGUACUUGUAACAUACAAAAUACAAUUUAACAUGGUUCAUUGCCACUGGCAUUUGAGAUGGAAUAUAUGUUUGUUUUUUUACCGUACUGUACACAUAGUCAUAUAAUAUUGUACAUUAUUAUACUGCUGUUUAUUGUCGAUAAGUAAGUAAUCACACCAACAUUAAAUCACUAAUUACUGCUCCAUCAAUUUUGGGACUUUUAAAUUAAUAUGUAUAAUUAGUGUGUGUGUGUGUGUGUGUGUGUGUGUGUGUGUGUGUGUGUGUGUAUAUAUAUCCAUUGAUAUA
Oncorhynchus gorbuscha (pink salmon) is the source of this 1581-nucleotide messenger RNA. RefSeq names its product retinol dehydrogenase 12-like. Lineage: Eukaryota; Metazoa; Chordata; Actinopteri; Salmoniformes; Salmonidae. The transcript is spliced from 8 exons. Bases 168 to 1040 code for a protein of 290 amino acids. The record is from RefSeq and is a predicted model, not a curated record.